AUUAUUAACUAUCGGAUCGGGCGGUUGGUUGUGUGUUAUUUUACUAAAUAAAUAUUUAAAUGCAGAACAUGACCUUAAACUAACAAAGCUAAAUGGUUAAUGGUUAAUGGUUAAUGGUAAAUGGUAAAUGGUAAAUGUAACAACCAAAGACGUACAAUAAGACAAGACUCCGCCCGUUGUCAAUUAUAAUGUGCGUAAUGAUAUGUACAACGCAUUCAACGAACCCGGUGGCAUGCGUCUUACAAUCGAGUCCAAUUUAUUAUAAUAAAACUAGUACAAAACUAUUGAGUUUAAUAAAAGUUGUGUUAGUACAGUGGCAUUGCGCCACCACGUGACUGCUAUAAUUCACCAAGACCACUGAACCGUUAUGGAACAUGAGGUGUCUAGCAGCGCUCCUGUACUCUGUUGCUGCUGUUGCAUUAAUAAGUCUGCUGGUAGUGGCUGCUGCUGCUGCUACCGAUCACAAUGGAAAAUUCACAUCAUUAAACUCGAAGCGUACGAGAGUCACACGUGACGUUGACGAUGCUUCAACGGACAUAAUGGCAAGGAACCUUCUUGAAUGGAUCCAAGGAAUUUAUCGACAGGGCAUACGCAAAACAAGACAAGACGGUAAUGGAUAUUUACCGCCGUACAGUAACCAGCGACCGCCAGAGAGACCGAGACCAUUCCAGCCUGCACCAUCCUCGACGCAGUCGCCGCCUUAUCCCUCGCAGUCGCCAAGUCAGAACGAGGUGACUAAUUAUCCAGCAUUGCAGCCGUCACCGGGUUUAGGAAGUGGAUUUUCGUCUAAUCCACCGGCAUUGAGUUAUGGUUCGACACCCAGGCCAACUUACAUACCUACUUCGACAAGUCAGCCUUCAUCGCCGCCUUCGUUCCCGACGAGUCCUCCCGGACCUUUUACAGGAGGCGCUGGUUAUCCGGGUGCUUCGACGACUCUUCGACCACCGUCACCUUCUUAUGGAUAUCCGUCAACGAAUGGAGGGUAUCCUAGUUCAGGAUAUCCGUCACCAACUCCCCAACCAAGUUUUCCUACUCCACAACCAGGUUAUCCAUCACCGAGUCCUGGAUAUCCAUCACCGAGUCCUGGAUAUAUAUCACCAAGUCCUGGAUACCCAUCACCAAGUCCUGGAUAUCCAUCACCAAGUCCGGGAUAUCCAUCACCAAGUCCGGGAUAUCCAUCGCCAAGUCCUGGAACACCAACAGAUUCUUACGGAUACCCAUCACCAAGUCCUUUUCCUAAUUUUCCAACACCUACAGGUCCAGGUAGCGUACCAACAGGUCCAGGUAGUGUGCCAACUGGUCCAGGUGGUGUAUCACCUGGCGGUACUCCAGCAACAAAUAGACCUACACCAGGUAGACCUACACCAGGUAGACCUUCACCUGGGUCUACCGGAGGGAGCCCAACACCUGGCAGCCCGGGAACAACUCCUGGUUCACCAUCACCUAAACCUACUGGAGGUGAUACUGGAACAGCACCUGGUUCUCCAGGUGAAAACACAGUCUCUCCUCCCGGCGACGAUGACCUUAAACAUCCUCCUCAUAUUCAUGAACUCCAAGUCCAGUGCAGCAAGACCAUGAUGACUAUUGACAUUGAAUUCAAUCGACAAUUUGACGGAGUGAUUUACUCCAAAGGAUUUUACAUGAUGCCCGAGUGCCGAUACGUCGCAGAGAAUUCAGGGCAAACAAAAUACUCUUUCACCGUGAGUUUGGAUUCUUGCGGAACAGAAUUCAUAAACGACUUUGAAGGAGAAGCAGGUCAAGCUUAUCUAGAAAACGUACUAGUCCUUCAAAACGAACCGGGCAUCCAAGAAGUGUGGGACACUAUCCGACGCGUAAGAUGUCUCUGGGAAGGAAACAUCAACAAAGCACUGACAGUCAGCCUGUCCGUAGACAUGUUAAACCAAGAAAUCGUGACCUUCAGCGGUGAUACUGCAACCGCUAAACUAGAUAUACAAGUUGGAAAGGGGCCUUUCGCUCCGGCAGCUACUGGUUUAGUUAAAAUCGGUGAACCUAUGACUCUCGUGGUAUCCGUUGAAGGUGAUCCAGACUUUGAUCUUCAGGUUCGUGACUGCAUUGCACGCGAUGAGCCUUCAUUGAAUGUCGUGCAGCUCACUGACGAACGCGGCUGCAUUCUCAAGCCAAAACUCUUCGGCGCAUUUCAGAAGACCCGUGAAACAGGCAACACCGGCGCAUCAAUAAUUGCCUAUGCCUUCUUCCAAGCAUUUAAAUUUCCAGAUAUCAUGGAUCUUUUCAUUGAAUGCAACGUCGAGCUUUGCAAGACAAACUGCGAAGCGUGUCCAGAUGAGAACCAGCAAAUCGAACCCGGCAGACGGAGACGAGACGUCUCGUAUGCUCGAUCCAACUCAAGUCUAUCAGAUCCGAUACGUAUGGGUCGGGGAUUCAGGGUAAUAAUGCCAGACGAUUUGAGUCUUGCCUCCAGUCAGUCUCUCGAAAACCUAGAAAACACAGCAAUCAAUGAAAUUAGUUUCACAAGAAGUGUUUGCAUGAGCUACAGCGGAUUCUACGCUUCUUUCUCUUUAAUGAUCGGUAUACUUGUUGCUUCCACAAUGAGUGCCGCAGUUCUGUACACUAAAGUCCAAAGAGUUACCAGAGAAAAAGCUUACGAUCUUCCCCAAGGUCUAAAUCACCAUUAAACAAUUACUUAUAACAAUUGCCUAUAAAUAUUAACAUCAAAUAGGUUUCUGUUUAUUCAUUUUUUUUUACUGUGCCUGAUUUUUAUAUAAUAGCGUUAUUUUUAUUAUUAAUUACUUAGUACUUUAUUCUAGUGAUGUACAAAAU
Microplitis demolitor is the source of this 2799-nucleotide messenger RNA. RefSeq lists its product as uncharacterized. The record is from RefSeq and is a predicted model, not a curated record. The transcript is spliced from 7 exons. Bases 375 to 2654 code for a protein of 759 amino acids. NCBI's taxonomy places the organism in Eukaryota, Metazoa, Arthropoda, Insecta, Hymenoptera, Braconidae.